UUGCGUUUCGUUGUAGUUAUAUUGAAUACAGCUCCAGAAUUUUAAAACAUAUUACAAAGUAUGCAGUUUCGUUUACUGUGUGUGACGAAAUGCCGCAAGGUGAAAAACAGGUGUUAACGACCACAUUCCAUAGAUAUUCACGCUAUAGAAAAUAUUUAUUAACGAUAAUGCAAUAUUUUGGUGAGAUUUUCGUCAUCAUACUUUUUGCUUUUACAUCCUAUGCAAGCCUACAGAAAGGGGCAUUACGAGUACAGUUUCAGUCAACAGCAGUACCACUUUUACAUAGUAAUGCAACUGUAAGAGAAUUUUUUGACGGUGACAUUGCUGUGCCUUUUUUUGCAGUACUACAGUCUGAUGUGUCACUAGUCAUGUACUAUGCUCCAUGGGAUUUUGAUUCCCAGUUAGCAAUUCACGAAUUUGAGAGAAUUGCCAACAAAUAUGAAGGACAGAUAUUUUGUGCCUCAAUAAACUGUUGGGUACAUAGUGGAUCAUGCAAGAAAACUUUCUCCAAACUUAGGAGUUUCCCAUUAAUAUUGGGUUAUGUUGGAGCAAGUAGAGGUGUUCACUACAAUGGCCCUUUACAAUAUGACUAUAUCGAUAAGUUUGUUCAAAGUUUGAUUACACCUCUUAUAAGGAUUGAAACUGUUGCAGACCUUAACAUAUUGUUGAUUCAAUCAUCAGUUGUCGUUACAGGUUUCUUCAAUUUUGAUUUGGCAAAGCCAAAAGGGUUUUACACGUUUUACAGAGCAGCGUUAAAAUAUCUCGAAUACGAUAGCCGCAAAACUGUUGUAUUUGCAGUUAUCACAAAUCCUUCUGCUGCACAAAGGCUAGGAAUCAACUUGUCAAUGCCUCGUCAGUUUGACUUACGUUUACACUUGUGGAAUGAGACUCUAAUUUAUCCGUAUAACGACAAUGCUAUUGACACUAGUCAGCUUCUACAAUGGAUUCAUCAUCGCAGUCAUUCUCCAAUGCAGUUUAUUUCGCCGAUUGGUCGAAAAAACCAGAUGAUUCAACGUCACCUUAGUGAGCAACAGCCGUCGCUGAUCCUCUUUACUUCUAGUUCGAGACCUUCAUAUCAAACCAUGGUGGUGAAAGAAGUAGCAUUUAACUACUAUAACUGUGUUUCUUCUCCUCGAAUAAUCAGACUUAUCCAAGAAAGUGAAAUUCAUAGAGAUGCAAUAGAAUCUUCUCGAUUGGAAUUGGAGAGACAGUGUGGUAUAUCUGAGAACAGGAAAUGCCUGUCUUACAAUAUGUCUGUCAACUCACAUCAAUCAAAUGACGAUGACAUUGGUGUUGAGGAAAAAUGUGAAUUUAGUUACGAACCGGUAUUGCCGAAAUUAGAGGGACUUGGUUGCCGUACAAACCGUACUUUAAAUUUCUUUGUAAUUGAUUCACACCAGCAUCCAAAUUUGCUUAGAAAUUUGGGUUAUUCGUCUAAACGGAUUCACCAAAGCAGUCAUGUGGUUUUCGUUGUGGAUCCCAAGGCCGAAUCCUAUUACGUCAUGACCCUGCCGUUGACAACACAGAACUUACAGAAUUUUGUUAUUAACUACACAGAAAAUAGGCUUAGAAGGUUUCAUCGUAGUCGACAGAAAACAGAAAAAAGAAAGUCAUGCCAUGAUGGGCGAGUUUGCGUUGAAGAGAUAUCAGCUGACGACUUCGCCCCAAUCGUCCUUGAUCCAUUGCACGAUGCAGUAGUGCUGUUCAAAAAGAAAGGCUGCGUGUUUUGUGAGAUUGGGGCUCGUUUCUUUUUGAAACUUUCUCAGAUGUUUUUUUCACGAAAGUCUUUCAUUCUGAAUGAAAACCACGUACGGCAGAUCAAAUUUGUUACCAUAGACGCUGAAGAGAAUGUCCUUCCAUGGCAAUAUACUGUUGAUAAAUUCCCAACCAUCAUUUUUUAUCCAGCCCACAGGAAACAUGACAGCCGUAUAUAUCCACAUAAUUUGGAAUUGAAUGAGGCUAACUUGCUAAAUUUUACGCUUUCCCAGUUGAGUCUAAAACAUCGUAUAAUUUGGCUUACUCGGUUUUGCCAAGAUACCGCUUGCUUACAAGAAGCCCAACGACAAAUAGAUGCUCAAGUAAUUGUCAUUGACCGCAAUAUUCGAAGAUCCCGUAAUCAUUUAUUGUGGCCGGAAAACAGCGAUCGGAUGUCAGUUGCGAAGAUUCAAAAUUACAUGAAGGAACGCAAUUUUUUCCAAGAACUAGGAUAUUCUGUCAGAAAAGCAGUCGUUGAUAUUCCAGGAGGAAACAAACCAGAGGAGUACCGCGAUGGAAUCGUCCUACUCGCUUAGUUGCUUUAUUUUUAAACUUUCAUAUUUUUUGUUCACUUUAGUUAUUCGCUAAAAUGUAAAAUGUUGAAAAUCCAAGCUUUACGGAAAAAGAUUUCUUGGUCUGAUCA
Molecule: messenger RNA, 2398 nt
Organism: Daphnia carinata
Lineage: Eukaryota; Metazoa; Arthropoda; Branchiopoda; Diplostraca; Daphniidae
Product: thioredoxin domain-containing protein 11-like
Exons: 9
Coding region: 90-2291 (733 amino acids)
Source: RefSeq, a predicted model, not a curated record